This is a messenger RNA of Pneumocystis jirovecii RU7, 1842 nucleotides long. RefSeq names its product hsp75-like protein. The record is from RefSeq and is a predicted model, not a curated record. Lineage: Eukaryota; Fungi; Ascomycota; Pneumocystomycetes; Pneumocystales; Pneumocystaceae. Gene Ontology annotation, molecular function: ATP hydrolysis activity; misfolded protein binding; heat shock protein binding. The transcript is spliced from 13 exons. Gene Ontology annotation, cellular component: cytosol; nucleus; plasma membrane. The coding region runs from base 1 to 1842 and encodes 613 amino acids. Gene Ontology annotation, biological process: cellular response to unfolded protein; protein refolding; vesicle-mediated transport.
AUGGAAGUUUUUAAUGGAGCCAUAGGGAUUGAUCUUGGCACGACAUAUUCAUGCUUAUUAAUUUUUUUUGCAGAUGAUAGUCCUAGUGUAGAAAUAAUUGCAAAUGAUCAAGGAAAUCGAACGACACCUUCAUAUGUAGCCUUUGUUGGAAAUGAACGCCUUAUAGGAGACUCAGCUAAGAAUCAAGCAGCAAUAAAUCCCCAAAAUACUAUCUUUGAUGUCAAACGGUUAAUUGGAAGGCGUUAUGAUGAUCCAGAUGUUAAAAAAGACAUGAAAAUGUUGCCAUUUAAAGUUGUUGAUGUAAAUGGUUCUCCUCAAAUAGAAGUAGAAUAUAUGGGCGAAAGAAAAACGUUUUCACCUCAAGAGAUUUCUGCUAUGGUAUUAGGAAAGAUGAAAGAAAUAGCAGAAACUAAACUAAAUAAAAAAGUUGAAAAAGCAGUUAUUACAGUACCAGCAUAUUUUUCUGAUAGUCAGCGUCUUUCAACAAAGGAUGCAGGCACUAUUGCCGGUUUAAACGUUCUCCGUAUUAUCAAUGAGCCUACUGCGGCAGCAAUUGCAUAUGGUCUUGAUUCAAAAUCUGAUAAAGAAAAAAAUGUUCUUAUUUUUGAUUUGGGGGGCGGUACAUUUGAUGUAUCAUUAUUAACAAUACAAGGAGGAGUCUUUUCAGUUAAAGCCACUGCUGGUGAUACACAUUUAGGAGGAGAAGAUUUCGACAAUAAUCUUUUAGAAUAUUUUAAAAUAGAAUUUAAACGUAAAACAAAAUUAGACCUUGACGAUGAUCCUCGUGCUUUACGGCGUUUAAGAACUGCAUGCGAACGUGCUAAGAGAACAUUAUCCAGUGUUACACAAACUACAGUUGAAAUUGAGUCAUUAAAAGAUGGUCAAGAUCUUAGUAUUAAUAUUAAUCGUGCACGUUUUGAAGAGAUUAAUUCAAAAGUCUUUCAAUCAACUCUUGAGCCUGUUGAAAAAGUUCUUAAAGAUUCAAAAAUAGAUAAAUCUAAAAUUGAUGAUAUUGUUUUGGUUGGUGGAUCAACUCGUAUUCCACGUAUUCAAAAACUCGUUUCUGAUUUUUUUGACGGAAAAUCUCUUAAUAAAUCCAUCAAUCCUGACGAAUGUGUUGCAUAUGGUGCAGCAGUUCAAGCAGCAGUUUUAACUAACAAAGCAAAUUCAGAGAAAACAUCCGAUCUUCUUUUGCUUGAUGUUUGUCCUCUUUCUUUUGGCGUUUCUAUGGAAGGUAAUGUUUUUGGUGUAGUUGUUCCAAGAAAUACACCUAUUCCAACACUUAAAAAAAGAACAUUUACGACCGUUGAAGAUAACCAAACGUGUGUUGUAUUUCCCGUCUAUCAGGGCGAACGUACGAAUUGCCUCGAAAAUGAGUUCCUUGGGGAAUUUGAGCUUCAGGAUAUUCCACCCCUUCAAAAAGGUCAAGCAGAACUUGAAACUAUUUUUGAAUUAGAUGUAAAUGGGAUUCUAAAAGUUACUGCAAGAGAGAAAUCUACUGGAAAAUCUGCUCAUAUUGAAAUUUCUAAUAGCGUUGGACGGUUAUCUUCUCAACAAAUCCAAGAAAUGAUCAAUAAUGCUAAAAAAUUUUCAGAAAAAGAUAAAGAAUUCUCUAAAAGAGUAGAACUCAAACAAACACUUGAAGCCUAUAUUUCUUCUAUCGAAUCAACUAUCAACGAUCCUGGUGUUUCUAUGAAACUUAAAAAAGGACAAAAAAAGAGUAUUGAAGAUGCUCUUGCAAAUGCAAUGGAUGCAUUAGAAAUCGAAGAUUAUGAAACACUUAAGCGUGCUGAAUUGGAUCUUAAACGUAUCACUACUAGAACCUUUUCUCUUUUAAGAUAA